Leptomonas pyrrhocoris is the source of this 546-nucleotide messenger RNA. RefSeq lists its product as hypothetical. The coding region runs from base 178 to 546 and encodes 122 amino acids. The record is from RefSeq and is a predicted model, not a curated record. NCBI's taxonomy places the organism in Eukaryota, Euglenozoa, Kinetoplastea, Trypanosomatida, Trypanosomatidae. The transcript has a single exon.
AGUCUCCUGUCAGAAUGAACGCUCUUUCUCUCCAAGCACCACCUCACGCACCCCGUAAAGCUUGGUGAUUCGCCUCACAGCGAAGUGCUGUGCGGCCUGUUUGCCUGCCCCAGGUCGCCCGCUUCGGUCUUCUAUUUCUGAACUUUUCCGUUCGCGGGCAGCUACUGCUUUCCUUGCAUGUCUGUCUUCGCCGAGUGGCACUGCAAACGCGCCCGCUUUCUGCCCCUUUAUGGACUCUUGCCCCCUCACGUUGCUGCUCGAAGGGCCCUUCUUUCUCCUCUCCGUAUUUGCCUCCCCCCCCCCCUCCCGUUGGCGAGAGGUGUAGGGCAAGCUUUGUCCCGCCGUGCUCUCGUAAUGGCACCGCCAGCAGCCAGCCCAUGCGUCGUGUGCGCACUCGCCGGCUAUCUUUUCCGUCCUGCCGCUGGCGUCACUGCUCUGUCCGGACCUCUCCGCACGUUCCGGCCUCCCGCGACCUACGCACGCUCGUCGCACUUCUCGAGCAGCCAUGUGCACUCAGUUGUCGGCGCCGGCUUGCCACUGCUGUAA